Daldinia caldariorum is the source of this 1117-nucleotide messenger RNA. RefSeq lists its product as uncharacterized. The coding region runs from base 210 to 827 and encodes 205 amino acids. The record is from RefSeq and is a predicted model, not a curated record. The transcript is spliced from 2 exons. NCBI's taxonomy places the organism in Eukaryota, Fungi, Ascomycota, Sordariomycetes, Xylariales, Hypoxylaceae.
AGCUAAACUCACCUCCUCAUAACCCGUAUUUAUUUACAUAAUUUAAUACAUCCUUUCCAAACUUACGCAACUUUUUAACCAUUUCUUCUAGUUAAUAAUUUUCUAUGUCGGUAUAUUAUUAUUAAAUUGUUACCCAACUAUAUCUAUAUCCUACUUAUAUCAUACCUACCUUACCUACCUAACCUAAGGUACAAUACCUCUAUCAAACCAUGUCCUUGAUACAGGAGUGGGAUUCCUACAAGACACCUCCCGCUAAGGAGGUGUCACCGGUACCCGAAGUCGGCUCUCCCGCACCCGUACAUCCCAACCUCACUCUUCCGACGGACAAACCUACCAUCAUCGUCUUCCUUCGCCAUUGCGGUUGUCCAUUCGCCGAAAAGGCCUUCAAGAACCUCACCGCGUUCUCGGUGCAAUACAAGGAGGUGCACUUCGUCGCGGUCUCGCACUCGUCGGACGAGGCCACGGAGCGCUGGGUCGUGCAGGUGGGCGGCAACUGGGAGGUGCAGGUGGUGGUGGACUACGAGCGGGAGCUGUACGCGAAAUGGGGCUUGGGCAUCGGGACGACGUGGCAGAUCAUGGGGCCCAUGUCGCUGUACAAGACCUUCCGCCUCGGCAAGGACGAGAACAUCUGGAACCGCCCGACCGAGAGCGGCAACCGGUGGCAGAACAGCGGCGCCUACGCCAUAGAUCAGGACGGCAUCGUCAGGUACAGCAGGGUCGCCGCCUCCUCCAGCGAACUCCCCGAUCUCGAAGCCGCCCUGACGAGUCUUGGCGUAAAGGUCAAGCCGAAACCACCACCGGCGCCGAGGACUGAUGGAUUCUUGUGAGGAGGGGAGGGGGCAAAAUUGGGCAUCGUACUCGCGUUCACGGUGCCGUCCUACACUUCGAGGCCUAGAGCUAUGAGGUGUGUCGGACGCUUGCCGUGGAAAGCAUUACGAGUCUUUGCCAAUGAGGGAGGCAGAUUGGUGUGUGGAAGAGCGAUUUACGUGACCUUUGAUAGACUACGAGUUUUGAGACUGGAAUUAAUGAUGAUGAACGACACAAUUAGGAUAGCUGGUUUGAUAGAUAGCCUAUAUCGAUUUCUAUUGAAACAGUACCUACCAUUUUACCGUCUGUU